Molecule: messenger RNA, 666 nt
Organism: Motacilla alba alba
Lineage: Eukaryota; Metazoa; Chordata; Aves; Passeriformes; Motacillidae
Product: serine/threonine-protein kinase PAK 3-like
Exons: 5
Coding region: 1-621 (206 amino acids)
Biological process (GO): protein phosphorylation; regulation of MAPK cascade; regulation of actin cytoskeleton organization
Cellular component (GO): cytoplasm
Molecular function (GO): ATP binding; protein serine/threonine kinase activity
Source: RefSeq, a predicted model, not a curated record
AUGGCAGGACAGGCUGCUGGCAAGGGCAAGAGCCUGCUGCUCUACCAUGAGCACAGCAGAGCCUUUCUAAGGGAGGGUGUGUUUGCCUCUGAAAGGUGCCUGCAAGGCCUGGAUUUCCUUCACUCCAAGCAAGUGAUGCACCGAGACGUCAAAAGCCACAACAUUCUCCUGGGCCUGGACGGAUCUGUCAAGUUGGCUGAUUUUGGCCUUUCUGCUCAGCUCACCGCUGAGCAGAGCAAACGGAGAUCAGCUGUUGGGACCACUUACUGGAUGGCGCCAGAAAUCUUCACCAGGAAAUGCUAUGGCCCCAAAGUGGACAUCUGGUCCUUUGGCAUUGUGGGGAUCGAGAUGGUGGAAGGAGCGCCUCCUCACCGGAUGAAAACCUCCCGCACGGUUCAACAGCUGAUAAGCACCGGGGGCAGCCCGAAGCUGCAGAACCCCAGGCAACAGUCCGCGUGGUUGCGAGACUUUCUGCACUGCUGCCUGGAGACGGACGAGGACAGGCGCUGGUCUGCCCGGGAACUUCUGCAGCAUCCGUUUGUAACAUCAGCCAAGCCGACCUCCACGCUGACGCCUCUGAUCAUGGCAGCACAGCAGUUCAUGGCCGACAGGAGAUACUAGCCCUGGAAGAGGCCCUUGUUGUUUUUCGUAGUUUCUAGUUUCUAG